AUUCAUACAAGCGGGUCAUGCACAUCAAAACAAAACCACUCAGCUGAGGAAAUCUGUCUGACCUCAGGAUGAGAGGCCUGAAGGAGGGGAAGUCCCUAAGCCACACAAUGGCCUUGACAUUCAGCCCAGUGAAAAGCAGCCUCAGCAGCACAAGACAUAGGACCCAGUAGUAGUCGGUUUAUAGUUGUGGCAAUCCAGCGAACCAACAUUUUGUGCAGCUGAAGGCAAUUCAAACAAGAGAUUUUUGUGAAACUCCGAAGGCAGAGCACCAUUGCUGACUGAGAAGACGGUCUGAGACGAAGAAAAGGGGUGAGACAAAACUGGCAGAUUGAAAGGGGGCCAUGGCAUUCCGAGGUCUCUUCCUGUAUAGCUUGAGUCUGCCCUUCCUGAUCCAGCCAGCUGGAAGUGGAGCCUGUCGUACUGGAUCGGGCUCAGAGUGCGAGAAAGCUCCCUUUGUGCCCGGCUACAACCUGGCAGGGGAGGGCUUUGACGUAGUCAGCACGCGCCGUAAAGGGGCCUACGUCAUCAACGUCAAAGCCCACCUGAGCAUCAACCACACCUGUGUUCUCUGUGAGAACCGCUUCCAGGGGGGGCAGGUGCAGAAGCUGCCCUCUGCCGUGUUGGACUGGCGUCCAAUGAGCCGGUGCAGCAAGCAGCUGUCCAGUGCCCUGCACCACUCUGUGGAUUCCCUGCUGCGCAGCUCCAGCUCCCUCAUCAACAAUAACUGGGGCAUGGGUCUGAGGCUGGAGACUUACGGCAAGGCAGUGCUGGGGGGAAGCCGCUCCGAAAUGGCCCGGUUUGCCAGAUCCCAGCACAGGGUGGACAAGGCCACCUUUGCCACCCAUGAGAUCAGCUGUACGUACUACAGUUACAGGCUGGCCGACCAUCCUGAGCUCAGCAGUGAAUUUGCCAAACAUCUCAGGAGACUGCCACGGGAGCUUGACCACAAGGGCAAACUGCUGUACCGAAGGAUUAUCGACACCUAUGGCACUCAUUACAUCCGGCAGGUCCAGCUGGGUGGUAGGGUGAGGCGCGUCACCGCCUUCCGCACAUGCCUGGCCACCCUAAAAGGCUUUUCAGAGUCCGAGAUAAAGACGUGCUUAAAUGUAGAGCUGAAAAUGUCCUUAGGCUUCCUCCCAGCAAAUGCGUCCGUGUCCAUCAAAUGUGACCAACUCCUCAAGAGAAACAUGAGCUUGGGUUUCUACGAGGGCUUCAUGACCCACAAUAUUGAGGUCCUCGGAGGGGAAAAGUAUUUCCCAGAUAUCUUGUACCAUCAGGACCCAUCCGAGGCAUACCAUAGCUGGAUGAACAGCUUGCAUGACAAUCCAGAGGUUGUCUCCUAUGCCAUCUUCCCCCUGCACCACCUGGUUGAGGAUCCAGAAGUUAGUGCCAACCUCAGGAGCACAGUGACUGAGUACAUUCAGGAGAACCAGCUUCCUCUAGACCAGGCAGAAACUAAAACCUGCUCCCCAACCCCUAACCUGGACCACAAUUGCUGUCCUCUGCGAGCAGGUCGCGGGACUCUCAGAGUGAUGGUCCACAGAGCCUCAGGUUUGAGGGCAGACACUUUCACAAAGACUGACGGCUAUGUUAAAAUGUGGUACAACGAGAAGUACGAGGAAACCGACACCAUCAUGGAUGAUAAUGAUCCUGUGUGGAACGCCACAUACAAUUUUGGCUCGGUGGAAUUUGGUCACCAGCUGCUGUUGGAGGUUUGGGACAGAGAUGUGCUUUACAAUGACAUGGCAGGAAAAUGUCAGGUCUUCCCUGAACGAGGGACACAUUCACACAGCUGUCAGCUAAACAAAGGGGUUCUCCACUUCACUUACAGCUCUGAAUGUGAUGCCCACUUAACGGGCUAUAGGUGUGGACGGUACUCUCCUACUGCAUAGGGUUUUGGAUUAAGAAUACACCUGAUUUGUAUUUAUUAUUGCACACAGGUAAUUAAAAAAAUAUAGCAUUUAUAAUUUGACCAGUUAUAGUGUAGUGGGAUCCUCUUUUUUGGCCCAUUUGAUGGUUAGAACGACAGGUUUUGGGGCAUCCAGUCCAGGUUUGACACAAUGGGGGCUUUAUUUACAUUUGUAUUAAUUUCAGAUAGGAAUUGUGGGAUUGUUGUGGUAUUUCUUCUGAAGAUAAUGUGCUAAUAUCUAUAUGGGUUUACCUACUAAAGUCCAUGUUGGCAGCAUCCACAAUUUAUAUAGAUAUUGUGUUAAAUGGGAAUUCUGAGAGGUGUGUUUAACACAACCUAUUCAGGGAUGUAACCCAGUGUUAGGUGCCUUGUACAUUUGCAAACAUUUGUAGCUAGUCACAUGCUGGAUAGCUAACUUCUGUAGUUCUUCUGGCCUUGAAUUAAACAUCUAUUAAUACAGACAGGCUUUUUGAAAAAGCAAACAAUGACUAUAUAACCUUAUUGAUCUGGAGUAUGGACAACUCCACUAACAGUGACAGACUUGUAAUGCUGGCUAUCAUUCUACGGCUUGCUAAUAGCAUGUUUUUAAACAGUUUGGUACUGUUAACAUCAAGUUAUAAUCUAAGAAUAUUUUUUGAUGUGCUUGAUGUGUAAUAUGCUGUUUAUAGUUGCAUAAUCUAGUAGUUUUUGUUGACAUGGGGUACAUUUUAGCACAUUCAUGACAUUCAUGACAGUUUUUAAGCUGUAUGGUACCAGCUCAACUCUACCCGCCUCGCCUCGAUUAUACUCGCUUUGGGAGCUUUUCCACCGCUAUAUACCAGAUCAACUCUGCUCUACUCGCCCCACACUUUUCUGAUUUUCCAAUGGGCAAAAUUUAGGAUACUACCUGGUACCAGAUACUUUUAAUUGGACAAGAGUGACUCGUCACUCACUGCGACGUGGAACAGCUUGCAUAGAUCGGCGUAAACCCAGCGUGCAGGAGAGCAAAACAAGCGGUUAGAUCAGAACCCCCGCAAGUUGUUUGUAGCCUAUUCACUUGGACUAAAGGACCUCAUCUUUUUCCUCUUCUGGGUUUUUCUAUAGGCUAACUGGCACAGAUUGCACAGGUCAUCCACUCUCAAAUAUCAACCAUCCAUCACACAACCUUGGGGGUGAUCUUAUUCUAAAAGGGAGACCUAAAAGAAUGUUCCAUGAUUUCAAUGGUGUGAUUUGGAUGUUCCAACAAAUAUAGAUCUACAUAUUCAGGGUUUGCCCUAACUUUAGUCAUGCCUUCUAAGCUGUUAGACACUAACUCAGCACCAAGAUUAUGAUCAAGUUAUUUUAUAUAUCAAGUCAAACAGAAGCAUACUACUAAGCUUUCUAAGCAUUAUUACAGUCUGCAAUAUAAGACAAAAGUUACAAAAUGUCACGCGUGCUUGUUAUCCAGAUUUGGUUUGCUUUUUAUUUGCCACUUUACGUUCAAAGCUUGUCAAUUUUAAAGAAAAUGUAUGGAGUUUAUUCAACAGAUUUUUCCGUUCACUGCAGGGUUUACGGUGGUUGGCAAAUGUCUGCUUUUUUGCCGGUAUUGUAUGAUGUCCUCCAUUGUUGUUCCCUUGUCUGUCGUGCUGAAGGUGGCGUCACGGCAGUUUUCCUUUGAUGUCACUAUGCGGGUACAGGGUACCAUCUGCAGUGGGAAAUGACCCGAGGCGUGUAGAGCAGAGUGGGUACAUAGCAGUGGAAAAGCUCCCCUGGUAGAAACAAGGCGAGCUGAGCAAGUACCAUGCAGUGGAAAAGAGCCAUAAAGUACAACAUUUUCUGGGACCUGCUUUGGCUCAACAGUGCUGCUUUAAACAGGGGGCGCUGUGGAGCGAAAAAGGGCUCGUCAUCAAAACUACAUGCUUUCUACUUGCAAUUUCAUAGCUAACUGAGGUAUUAUAGUUAUUGUUCUUAUAUAU
Molecule: messenger RNA, 3843 nt
Organism: Esox lucius (northern pike)
Lineage: Eukaryota; Metazoa; Chordata; Actinopteri; Esociformes; Esocidae
Product: perforin-1-like
Exons: 3
Coding region: 342-1892 (516 amino acids)
Source: RefSeq, a predicted model, not a curated record